UCUUAAGCGUUUUCAAUACUAUGUUCACAGUCAUUGAAGAAACCUACAAUUUCCAAAAAUAUUUUUUUCAUGUAGAGCCACGUAGAGCUGUCAGCAGAAUCCAGAAUAAAUGUAAAUAAACUACAUAAUUAACGAUCAGCUGACUGGCGUAGGCUUAUGCACUUUAGCACGUCAUAAUAAAACUACCGAAAAAAUAAUUGCACAUAUUUUAUAUUUGAAUGGAAAAAAAUGUUAGUCGGUAGAGCAACAACACGUCUGGUUUACAAAUUCCUUUUGUCCAUGAAUAAUUCAAAAGGAUAUCAAACUAAUGUUAAAGAUGCUCUCCUAGAAGGCCUAUGUUCUACAUCAAAUGGAAACAGAUGUACGAAAACACUAUAUAAAUACAAUAUAUCACCACUGUUGGUGCACAGUAGUCAACAUUUUUCAAAUGAAGCAAAAGCUGCUAAGACAGAAGACACUGCAAGGCCUGCGUCAAAGGUAGUAAUGGAUGAUCCAAAAACUGUCAUUGAAGAACCUAAUGACACAAAAAAACUUACAAUGAAAGAUAAGCUAAAAAAGGCUGUUAAAGAAUAUGGAUCAACUGUGAUAGUUUUUCAUGUUAGCAUUUCACUUGUCUCUCUCGGUACCUGCUAUUUCCUAGUGUCAACUGGUUUGGAUGUAGUUCAUGUUUUGCAAGCAAUAGGACUCCAAGAGUGGGCUACAAAAAGUCAAGUAGCUGCAAAUGCAGGAACUUUUGCUGUAGCAUAUGUAAUACACAAGGCUUUUGCUCCAGUAAGAAUCACAAUCACUUUGGGUUCUGUACCUUUUAUUGUACGAUACCUGCGUAAAGUAGGUUUCCUCAAAAAAAUAUGAAGUGAGCAUUCCUUUUAAAUAUAAAACUUUCAUCUAUUAUUACAUGCUACAAGGUUUUAUAUGGGUUAUGGAUAUAAAGUAUAAAGGGUGGCCCAUCCAUGUGUGGACGGAAGCUUACUUAUAAACAAAUACAUUUUGGGAAAAUCUAUUUCUAAAAUAUAUAUAAUAUAUAGGGUGUCCUAAUUUUGACCUACAUAUCAAAGUUGUGAUUUUUUAAAUGAAAUACCUCAAAUUUUUGCUUUUUACUCAUACAGGGUGGUCAAAAACGCGAAUUGUACUUUUUCUCAAAAAUUUCAAAUGUAUCACCCUGUAUAUUUGUGCAAGUUUGGAUUCAAUUUGAUAUAAGCUUUUUUUGGUAUAAGGUUUGAUUCAGAUAAAAUCACUAGAUUUUGAGUUAUUAAGCUUUUAAUAGAACACCACGCCAAAAUUAAGGAAAAAAUCAGAUCAUCCAUGGAAGCAAAAGACAAACAGUGGGCUAGUUCCAUAUUGCCACUAAGAGUACAGAUUUGACAUAAAAACUAAUAACAAUCAGAACAGUAUACAAAAUCAGCUUCAAGCGUAAUAGAGAAAAACAACUAUAACAACAACAUAAACAAACAACUAUCACUACUCAAGACCUAAUCUACAAAAACUGCUCGAAAUUAUCUCCACCAUUGCACAUCCGUCAGCAUGUGUUCCCUUAUGUUCAGAAAAGCAUCCUUAAUCCUUCCCUUCGUAUUUUCCGGGGCAGAUGGUGGAUAUCUAUUGCUUGCUUAAUGUAGCCCAAUAGAAGAACUCCAUCGGUUCAUAUCUGGUGAUAUAGGAGGCCAAGAUAUAGGGCCAUCACGACCGAUCCAACGAUUAUUACUCCAGGUGUCCAAAUAGUUACGUACACGAUUAUGAUAAUGCGCAGGUGCGUCGUCAUGUUGGAAGUACAUAUGGACAAAUGCUCCAUCAAAAAAUUCAAGUAUUCUAUACCUGUUAAUCUGUUGUCGAAGAAGAAAGGCCCGAUAACUUGUCUGCCAAUAACUCCUCCCCAAACAUUCAAGCUCCAUUUAUUUUGGAAAUCUAUUUGCCUAACCCAGUAAGAGUUUUCCGUCGCAUAAUAGUGCAUGUUAUGCCUGUUGACAACACCUAUGCUGUUAAAAGUUGCCUCAUCGCUAAAAAGAACCUUAUCCGGGAAAGUAGUGUCUUCACUCACUUUAUUUAGCAUUAUCCUGACAAACUCCAUUCGAGCUGCGAAAUCCUGAGGACGAAGGCCUUGAUGCACAGGUGGAUGGUACCCAUACUUGUGAAUAAUCCUUUGGACAGAAUUUCUGCUCCAAUUUGCCGUGCACUUAAAUGGGGAUUUUCCUGCAACCUUAAUAGAACCUCCAACUGAUUCACCUCAUUGGUGACACUUGGAUUAUUUAUACAUUUUUUACUAUAUUCCACUGCUCCACUCGAUUCAAAACGUUCACGUAGUGUGUAAAAUCUUUCCGGCCUUGGAUGUCGCAUAUUAGGGUAUCGUUGCUUAUAAAUGCGAGAUGCUAGGAAACUAUUUCUUUGGGCUUCGCCCAAAACGAACAAAAUAUUCACCUUCUUUAGAAAAAUUCAUUUUCAAAUACGUUAUUAUUAUAAUGUUCACAAAGCUAAUUUUUACAGUUUAUAACUAAUCAACAAUUUAUUUGUUUCCAAGGAUGAUGCAAUAUUUUAGGGAAUUAAGCCAUUCCAUAAAAGACGUGCUUAUAACAGAAAAAAUAGCCGUAAAAACCCUUAUGUGUCUAGUAUCAAAAAAGGUUAUAAAAAAUUGAAUCCAAACUUGCACUAAUAUACAUGGGUGAUGCACUUGAAAUUUUUGAGAAAAACUACAAUUGGCGUUUUUGACCACCGUGUAUGCGCAAAAAUGAAAAUUCGAAAAAGUAACAAAUAGGAUAAAAGCUGAGGUGUGUAAGUUUUUUUUGACACAAAAUUCAGCACUCCAAAUUUCAAAAUGGCGGACUGAGGGGUUGCCGAAGUGGACUGUUUUUCUGGACAAAACACCUUACAUCUCAGUAGCUAAUUAUCAAAACCCCAUAGUAUGUUAUAUCAAUCUUCUUCUUUUGAAUUGGUUUCUACAAAUAUGCAAUACAAUUUGAGGCGUUCCAUUAAAAAAAUCACAACUUUGAAAUGUAGGUCAAAAUUGGGACACCCUGUAUAAUUGAUAAUAUUUUAGAAAUGUGCCCUCAAAUGUUAUGUAUAACAAGCCAUAAAUAGAUUUUCCCAAAAUGUAUUUGUUUAUGAGUAAUAUUCCGUCCACGCCUGGAUGGGCCACCCUGUAUAUUGGGCUGAUUGGUGUGAUACUAUUUUUAUGUAAAAUAAAAGUUAUAUAUAAUUUUUUUAUUUCAUUUUAAUAGACUGAAUAACGCAACAUGGUUAAGAGUAAAAGUAAAUAAGUAUAAAAUCGAAAAGUUUAACAAAGAAUAGAUGAAUAAUUGUACCUAUAUACAGCCUAAAAUAUAGCCACUCUGUUAUAGGACUCCAUUGUCUGGCUAAAUCAAACUAUCAUGGUGGCCAAAACAUACAAUAAACAGGAAUUUAAAAAUAUAUGUGGUUUGAUUUGGCCAGACAAUGAAGUCCUGUGAGCAUGAAAAAUCACAGGGUAAGUUUCAGAAGUUACAUCAGCCACUGUAUUGUUUAACACGUUCGCGGACAGUACGACUAUAACUGUCAUAUUGUUUUCCCUAAUAUAGGACAUGGCGGUUAUAGCAGUAAGGUCUAUUUCUUUUAAUAAAGGCACGACGGCUUGAACCGUCCAAAUUCCAUGUACAUUGAUGGAUUAGCCAACUAAAUGUCCUGCUGGACUAUACGCCAAUCAGAAAAAUGCC
This is a messenger RNA of Acanthoscelides obtectus, 3677 nucleotides long. Lineage: Eukaryota; Metazoa; Arthropoda; Insecta; Coleoptera; Chrysomelidae. The record is from the annotation of a GenBank genome assembly.